Messenger RNA from Lotus japonicus, 2352 nucleotides. Its product is annotated as U-box domain-containing protein 35-like. Gene Ontology annotation, biological process: protein phosphorylation. Gene Ontology annotation, molecular function: protein kinase activity; ATP binding. The record is from RefSeq and is a predicted model, not a curated record. The transcript is spliced from 8 exons. NCBI's taxonomy places the organism in Eukaryota, Viridiplantae, Streptophyta, Magnoliopsida, Fabales, Fabaceae. Bases 10 to 1983 code for a protein of 657 amino acids.
ACCGUGUCUAUGGCUUGCAAUGCAGAAGAACUGGGGUCCACCGUGGUCGCCAUUGAUAAAGACAAGAACAGCCAAAUUGCUGUCAAGUGGGCUGUUGAGCACCUUCUGAUGGGAGACUCCCCCUGCAUCUUCAUUCACGUCAGAACCAAGGCUUUGAGUUCCAAUGAGUUUGAUUACAUCCCUAAGCAAGGUCGUUCACCAACCGAAGAAGAAUUGCACCAGCUUUUUCUCCCCUUCCGAGGGUUUUGUGCUCGAAAAGGGAUUACAGCAAAGGAGUUGGUCCUGCAUGACAUUGAUGUUUCGAGUGCGCUUACAGAUUACGUCAUCGACAACUCUAUCAGCAAUAUUGUUGUUGGUGCUUCCCGCUGGAAUUAUCUUAUAAGGAAAUUUAAAGAUGUAGACGUGGCAACAAGCUUAGUGAGAUCUUUGCCAGAGUCAUGCAUGGUGCAUAUUAUAUCAAAAGGAAAGGUGCAGAGUAUUCAUCCAGCAGGUCAUCCUCAAAAUGUUGCUACACACACAAAAUCAUGCAAAGAUAUAUCUACUCAAAAAAAUCUCUUCAAAGGAUCAAGCAGAAAAUCAUACAAAUAUGGUAGUCGGAUAGGCUCAAGCAGUGAUGGAGAGAAAGCUGAACCAAGACUAUCACGUGCAAGUUCCUGCUCACCAAGUUCAUCAAAUCAUAGUUCCUUAGCCAGUAUUGAUAAUUCAAGGCAGCUUGGAUCUCUGUUGAAUGAAACUUCACAUGAAAACCAAUGUCUACUCAAGAAGUCAAGCAGUUGUAGCAACCAAUCUUCUAAUAAGUCGUCGAAAAACAUGGAGGUAGCUGUGAAGAAAUUAAAGCUGGAAUCGAAGAAAUCAACAAAGGAGUGUAUAAAGGCCAGCAGGGAAGCUAUUGCAGAUAAACAGAAGGCAAUGGAACUUGAAAAGCAUAGGCAAGAAGAACAGAACAUGGAAAAAGCUAAACUUGUUGAAGAGGCUGCAUUGGCUCUGGCAGAGGUAGAGAGCCAGAUAAUCCAUGCAGCUAUGGAGUCAGAGAGAAAGCAGGCUGAAAUCAGUGCUACGCAUGAUGAAGAAGAGAUAAAGAGAGCAUCAAAUGCAAGCGCAGAAAACAAUAUUGAAUUUAGAAUAUACGACAUUAAAGAAAUUGAAGUUGCAACCAAUUUCUUUGACACUGCUCUCAUACUAGGUGAAGGUGGAUAUGGACCUGUCUUCAAAGGGGUGCUUGAUCAUACUAUUUUUGCUGUUAAGGUCUUGAGACCAGACAUAACCCAAGGGGAGAGGCAAUUUAACCAAGAGGUUCAAGUUUUGAGAACCAUAAAACAUCCAAAUAUAAUUCAACUUCUUGGUGCCUGCCCUGAGUACGGAUGCCUUGUAUACGAGCUCGUGCCUAACGGAAGCUUAGAAGACCGCCUCUUCCUGAAGGACAACAGCCCACCACUUCCAUUGAAGAUUCGGUUCAAAAUAGCAUCAGACAUUGCCACAGGCCUUCUCUUCCUCCACAAGUUAAAGCCAGAGCCAAUUGUGCACCGUGACCUCAAGCCAGCAAACAUCUUGUUGGACAGGAACUUUGAUAGCAAGAUUGCUGAUGUGGGUUUGGCCAGGCUUGUUCCUCCUUCUGUGGCCAACAAAAGUACUCAAUACCACAAGACAACAGCAGCUGGCACAUUUUGCUAUAUUGAUCCUGAGUAUCAGCAAACAGGACUAUUGGGUGUGAAGUCAGACAUAUAUUCAUUAGGUGUGCUGCUUCUGCAGAUUAUUACGGGAAGGCCUCCAAUGGGUGUGACUCACCUUGUUGAGGAGGCUGUUGAAAAAGGUAACUUGGAAGAAGUGCUUGAUCCAAAUGUGACAGGUUGGCCUAUUGAGGAGAUUUAUUCUUAUGCUAGCUUGGCUUUGAAGUGUUGUGAGAUGAGGAAAAGGGAUAGACCUGACCUUGGUUCUGUCAUUUUGCCUGAGCUGAAUCGAAUCCGAGAUGUAGUACUGGGAUGAGACUCACACCCAUUCAUACUGCAUCAUCAUGCAGUGGACUUACUGAAUUUAUAACAUGUUUGGAUCAACUUCUUUUCCCCUCCCCAGAAUUAAUUCUGACAGCAACCACUUACAGAAGUCUCUCAUCAGAAUCAAUUUUGGCUUCAGAAUAAAUCAUUGAAGGAUUUCCAAACACACACUUAAUGAAACCUGCGUGUGCAAUGUAUGGAAGUGUUGACCUAGACCUCUAGUUUAAUACUUUAAUGUGGUAUGGUAUAACAGGAAGGCUUGGUGUAAUUGUUUCCCCCAAAACAAAACAAAAAUAAAUUGUACAGUGCAAAUUCUUUCCACAAAUUUACAUUUCUAGUGCAGCUGGUUAAGUAGUUUUUU